This is a messenger RNA of Ectocarpus siliculosus, 1782 nucleotides long. Lineage: Eukaryota; Phaeophyceae; Ectocarpales; Ectocarpaceae. The record is from the annotation of a GenBank genome assembly.
AUGCGCAUCCGUCCUGCUGCAUCAACCAUGACGUCGCUCGCAUUGCUUACGAGGCACGUCGUGGGCUUCCGAGUGAGCAGCGGUGUGCGCAUCAGGUCGCCAGCAACCCCGUCAUCGUCGCCUUCGUCCGCACGCCGCAUGCGCAGCACAGGAGAGAUGGGCCGCAGUGCAACGAAUCCCCCGGCAAGAGGGCCUGAACGAGAACGACAGGAUGCGUUCGAUUUCGAAACUCCUAUCGAUCGCUCCAACACCGGGUCAUUGAAACUGGAUGCCUACGGCGGCAGGGACGUGAUCCCCCUCUGGGUGGCCGACAUGGACUUGAAAACGUCGCCAGCCAUCAUCGACGCCGUCAAGAAGCGCGCCGACCACGGCAUAUUCGGGUACUCUUUUCCCACGGAAGGAGUCAAGACGGCCGUCAUGAACUACUACAAGGACAUGCAUGGGGUAGAUGUGGGAGACAAGAGCUGGCUGUUUUUCACCCCUGGAACUAUCCAAAGCAUGCACGCUGCGUGUAUGAUGCUCCCGGAGACCGCGAGUGUCAUGGUUAUGACCCCUAGCUAUCCUCCUUUUUUCAAGUCGCCGAAGAACACCGGGCGAGGCCUCGUUCUUGUACCUGCUGACAGAGCCGGGGGGCGGUGGACCCUAGACUGGAACGGGAUGGAAGAGGCCAUGAGGAAGCACCCAGAGACCGCGCUGCUGAUGCUGUGCAACCCGUACAAUCCCGUGGGGAGGGUUUUCACCGAGGAAGAGCUGUUGAGGGUCGGGGACUUUUGUGAGCGGCACGAUCUCACGAUCGUCUCGGAUGAGAUUCACUCAGACCUCAUACUAGACGAAGGCGUUCGGCACAUUUCGAUGCUGGCUUUGGAUAACGGGCGCUUUGCCUCUCGGACCAUCUUGCUCAACGCGCCGAGUAAGACAUACAACGUUCCAGGUCUCGGCUGCAGCUACGCGAUAAUCCCCGACAAGAAGUUGCGAGUGGGCUUCGAGAGAGCGGCAGCGGGUUGGAUCGGCCUCAACUCUCCGCUGGGCUACGUUGGCUGCGAGGCUGCGUACACCGAGGGGGAGCCGUGGCGACAGGCGUUGCUUGAGCACUUGAGGGGAAAUCGAGCCGCCUUGUACGCGUUUAUGGAGGAGAAGCUGCCGGAGCUCCGCAUGGACCCUAUGGAAGCGACGUACCUUGCUUGGGUGGACGUGACGAAGCUGGGCUGGAAAAGCCCGGCAUUGGAAUUCGAGCGAGCGGGCGUGGGGCUCACGGACGGGAAAGGUUUCCUCGGGGAGGGGUACGUGCGGAUCAACUUUGCGUGUCCGCGAGAGAUGCUGAUGGAAGGCCUCCGACGAAUGGAGCAAGCGGUCAUCAAAGAGUACCGUGAGAAGCAGGAUGAUGUACUGUAGCACCAACGGCAACCUCGGUGGCAGGACAAGAAAAGUCCUGACCAGUUUUUGAUGAUGACGCAUGCGUUCCUACAUUUUGGUGUAGCAGUGCGCAUGUGGUUGGGCAUCCGUACAGCGUUGAUAUCCGUGGAUGGAAACAGAGGCGAACGUGUGUGCUGUUGCCUCUGUGAACGUACGUGUCGUUGGGUCGAUCUUGGUGAGUCCGUUUUUUUUGUAAACACAGGUGGAACCGAGCGUCUUCGUUCAUCAAGUGAGUGUUCGUUUGCGUGUCAGCAUGCCAUCUUUGCGUGGGAAGUGGAGAAGUAAGGGUGGAGCAACACCUUCUUGAGCCGUUUUGGCGCCGGAGGGCCAGCCGAGAUCAUACUCUUACUCUUUCGUGAUGGUUGGAUU